Molecule: messenger RNA, 1617 nt
Organism: Fusarium sp. VM40
Lineage: Eukaryota; Fungi; Ascomycota; Sordariomycetes; Hypocreales; Nectriaceae
Source: the annotation of a GenBank genome assembly
AUGUUGGAGCCUCAACAGUCACAGCCACAGGCGCCGUCUCCCCAAGAUGAAGCUUCAAACGAGAAAGCCGCGAUUGGUGCCCGUCUUGAGCCCGUCGAGACAGGGGCCUCGUAUGUGCCUCCCGCCAUGGGAACUCUCCAGAGACGUCUAGUGGUUCUAUCCCUUUGUCUGACCCUCUUCCUCUGUGCUCUCGAUACGACCAUUCUUUCUACAGCUCUUCCUACUAUCGCCACGGACCUUCAUGUUUCUGCCCGCGAGUAUGCCUGGAUAGGCUCCUCCUAUACUCUUUCUACCACGGCGGUGACGCCAGUGUGGGCAAAGGUCUCUGAUAUCGUUGGUCGCAAGCCGUGUAUGAUGACUGCCACAGGUCUUUUCAUGGCUGGAAGUCUGAUCUGUGCCUUGGCAAACUCAAGUGGGAUGCUCAUCGGUGGAAGAGUGGUGCAAGGUCUCGGUGGUGGCGGUUGCAUGAUUCUGAUCACUGUUCUUAUCGGAGAUUUAUUCCCCCUGAAAGACCGUGCCAAGUAUUACGGUAUUACAGGUCUUGUAUUUGGUAUAGCUGGAGCAGUAGGACCAGUUCUUGGUGGUGUAUUCUCCCAAGCUGUUACUUGGAGAUGGUGUUUUUAUAUCAACUUGCCUUUCGAGGGCGCUGCCUUGAUCGGACUCUUCUUCAUGCUCAAAGUCAACAUUGAAAAGGAGCCUCUCGUCGACGGACUGCGCAGCCUUGACUGGGCUGGUUUUGCGUUCAUCAUCGGCGGAACUAUCUGUUUCUUAUACAGUCUCGAAGCCGGCUCUGGUGGUCUCGCACCAUGGAAUUCGGCCCUUGUCAUCUGCCUGUUGGUCUUUGGGGUACUAAUCCUAGCCCUAUUCAUGGUCUGGGAGGCCAAGGUCGCCAAGAACCCCAUCAUUCCCAUUCGCAUUUUCCAAAACAGAAGCAACCUCGCAGCCUUCGCCGUGGCUAACUUACACUCCUUUAUCUUCAUCUCCUACGAUUACUUCCUACCACUCUACUUCCAGGUCAUUCUUGGCUUUUCUCCCAUCAUAUCCGGACUAACACUGUUCCCGUUGAUCCUCCCCAUGUCUGUAUCGACCGCCCUUGGAGGAAUUUUCGUAAGGAAAACAGGAAACUACAAAAUCGUGAUCUUGAUCGGUGCCACUCUUAUGACUUUGGGAACUGGUCUUUUCAUCAGUCUAGGACAGCGAAAGGAAUGGGCCAAGAUGGUGAUCUUCGAGGUCAUUGCAGGCCUGGGCUGCGGUGUCCUCUUCCAGAACCCCAUGAUAGCAUUGCAAACCCAUGUUCAUCAGAGGGAUAUGGCUGCCACCAUGUCGGCCUAUACCUUCAUGCGCGGUCUUUUCGUUUCUGUAUCGAUAGUUGUCGGAACUGUCCUGAUCCAGAGAACCGUUCGCGAUGGCAACUUGACCUCUGUGUCCGAUGAUAAGGAACAGGGCGAUACGGAUAAGCAAGGAUAUGUCAACGGCUUAAGGAUCAUGUGGGCAUUCUACACCGCGCUGUGUGCACUCAUGGUUGUGUCAUCUGUCUUUAUUCGCCCGAAGCCAAAGAAGGUUGAAGUGCCCAGUGAGACUGGCAGUGAACUGCAGCAAAGCGACGAGAAGUGUUGA